AUGGAUCCAGCUUCAUUAGCCAUAGGCGUCAUUCCGCUAGUAAUACAACUAGUACAAACGGCAAAGUCAAUCAGAGACCUGGCUACAGUUUAUAAAUCAGCAGAAACGCAGCUAAAGAGUCUUCUAAACAAGCUCGAUUAUAUCGAAACCAUUUGUACUUGUCUCAAUGAACUUCUUCCAGGGCUUGAGGAUGAUUGUCAAUCCGGAGAACCUUCUGCGAAAACUCUUUUCAGCAGUCUAUACCGCAUAAUCUCCGCCUGCUAUGAGAAAGCGUCGUGCAUUCACCGGAUUCUUGUUGUCAUUUAUGCCAAGCAGAAGCCAAGCCGGAACCCGCUCAAAACUAUUGGCUCCCGGCUUUUGCGUUACAGGGACCAGGUACAGGAUUGCACUGAUGAGCUGGAUGGUUUACUCUCUUUGCUUCAGUUGCAGAUAACAUCAGUGACUUUGGCAACGAGGAUAAGAACACCUCGGAAGAUAGUAGGACCGUCCUUCGCUACAACAGGUUUGGCAAAGACAUCUGCAAGAACAUCUUCGGAGGCGGCUCUCGAGUCGUCUCGAUUGCUUUGCUCUAGGAGGCAUAGGUCCCAGGUUACUACCGAGACUUGGAGGCAAUGCUGGGAGGGAGUGGCCUUCGUUCAGAGGACAAAAGAACAGACCAAGAGCACCAUACUAACAAGCCCCGAAUUUUCUAUAAUCCAGAACGACUCCACCGUCACCUUGGGCAUAUCGUUGUUGGACUGGCAUGUGAAAUUCUCAAUGCGACAAGGAGCGCUUUCCCCCUCCGCCUUCUCAUUUCAACUCCCUCGCGUUAUUUCUGUCUGUAAUAAAGGAAGUCUAUUCGAGAGAGGGAUUGAACAGGCAUUCUUGAAAGACAACCUUGAAAAGGUUCAAGAGCUCUUUAGAGAGGGCAUACUUACCCCUGCUACGAUUUUAUCGACUUUUGAUUACAAUCCAGAUAAAGAAACAUCCCUAUUAGGUGUAAGAUCCCCUUUCAGUUGUCAAACGAUCGGCCUUCUGAUACGUAAGCAGUUAGCGGUCCUCACAAGAGCGAGCCGUCUCCUUGAGUUUCUCACGAAUCAAACUUCAGACAUUUUUACUAGGUCUCAUCUGUGCAGUCCAUCUUUUAGCUACUUACUGAAUCGUGCUGAAGAUGCGACACAAGUCAUUGAAUAUAUCAACCUACGGAAAGAUUUCAUUACUCCUGGAGAGUUUGGCCAGAUUUUAACAGCAUUUCGAAUACCUUCCAAUACGAGGCUAUGUAUAGAAGCCUGUCGACAAUAUUUCGUCAACGAUUGGGAACCUUUCAAUGACGCUGUUUGGGAAUACAUCAAAGAUCAUUUCAAGCGUCUCAAAAUCGGACAUGUGAAGGGAUGGGCAGCUUUAGUGGCUGACGCUAUCUCUCGAGGCUUGAAUGUCCAUCAGCGCCCUUCACUGCCAAGGUUGGAUGGUGUUUUUGUAGGAAUACUACAUUAUCAUAAUGAUAGUAGCUCCAUUCUGACCCAAAUGCAUUACUGGAUAGACAUGCUGGAACUAGCCGGUGUCAACACGGAUGAUCAUGUCAGGUUCGAAACUGAGUUUUGCUUUGCGACUUGGGAGGAAGACCCACCUUGGAUCAAGAUGGACUCUUCUACCUCGAAUUACAGACGAGUCCUGACUAUGGUGGAGUCGAGAGGUAGGCAACUUCCAUGUUGGGUUCAGACAGCAGAAAACGAGUGCUCUACCAGGAAUUUGUUGAACGAGUUCCAACACUUUAUGACUCCAGUUACAUUCUUUAGUUGUUAUAUGACUACAGGGAAAUGCAUCAAACAGUAUCAAGCCUGGAAGAAAGGGCAGAUCUGGGAUUUUGUCCAUUACGAAGAGAAGGCCUCGGACGGAUGGCCAUUUUGGUAUCCGUUGCAACAAUAUCCGUUACACGAAGGUAGCAAAGAAGAUAUCGACUGGCUGAAACGUGAAGUGGCGCUUAUGGAGAAUCGUUUUGAGCGGAAGCAGAAUCGCAAAUGGCGUAAGGCAGGACGUCAAGAAGGGUUCAGGAAAUCAAGAGUUAUUCCAGGUAGCUGGAUAUAA
This is a messenger RNA of Fusarium mangiferae, 2064 nucleotides long. RefSeq lists its product as uncharacterized. The record is from RefSeq and is a predicted model, not a curated record. The transcript has 3 exons. Bases 1 to 2064 code for a protein of 687 amino acids. Lineage: Eukaryota; Fungi; Ascomycota; Sordariomycetes; Hypocreales; Nectriaceae.